Prorocentrum cordatum is the source of this 801-nucleotide messenger RNA. Lineage: Eukaryota; Dinophyceae; Prorocentrales; Prorocentraceae. The record is from the annotation of a GenBank genome assembly.
AUGCGCGCGAAGUGGCUAUGCCGCAUUUGCCGCGACGGGAAGGGGGCGCCUUACGUCGACUACGCACACCAGCUCCAGUGCAACUCCUGCAGUUUGGCGAAACGCGUGGCGUUCAUGGGCAAAGUGGUGGGCGGCCACCCUUCGAGGAGUGUCGCGUCCGUCGCGACGGCCCCUUCGCAGAAGGCCCAGUACGACAAGGAGCUGGACACCGCGCGGAAACAGAUGGCCGAAUUCAAACGCAAGUUGGCUGCUGCGGAGUCUUCUGGCACAGCUACUGGUGCCUCAGCUGCGGAGGCUCGCAUCGCCGAGCUCGACGUCAAGAUCGGGAAGCUCACGGAGGACAAAGAGCCCGAUCUCGUGGCCGCCCUCGACAAGCUCAAGCAGGAGAAGGCGCGCCUGCUGCUGGAGGACCUUCACGACAAGCCUGCGGCUACGCAGGUGCAGCUCUGGCACGGCAAAAUCGCCAAAGCGGGGCUGGCCAUCAAAAAGACAAACGACGCGCUGACAGCCAAGCUGGAGGCGGCGCAGCGGAUCCAGGAUGAGGCCAGGGUGCUGGAGGAGCGCCUGGUCGCUCAGAAGGCUGAGUUGGUGCAGCUGCAGCAGCAGCAGCAGCAGCAGCAGCAGCAGCAGUCCGAACUCCUCAAAGGACUCCCCGCGCCGCCGGGAGGCGAAAAGGAGCGUGGCCCCGUGCUGGGCGACAUCGUCCCUGGGCCGGAGGUUUCCGCCGAGGCCUUGGAGCAGCACCUUAAUGGCGUGGGUGCGUCUGGGGAGCUGCGUGGCCGCGCUUCGCAGCUGGUGUCA